Molecule: messenger RNA, 9372 nt
Organism: Stegostoma tigrinum
Lineage: Eukaryota; Metazoa; Chordata; Chondrichthyes; Orectolobiformes; Stegostomatidae
Product: solute carrier organic anion transporter family member 5A1
Exons: 9
Coding region: 212-2632 (806 amino acids)
Biological process (GO): transmembrane transport; sodium-independent organic anion transport
Cellular component (GO): membrane
Molecular function (GO): protein binding
Source: RefSeq, a predicted model, not a curated record
GUGAGGGACUGAGAGACUGAGGGGAGGGAGGGCAGCAGGCAUUGAAGUGGGCCAUGUGCCUGCAUUCGCUCGCAUUGUGCCCGCGGUCUCCCACAGACACCUCACCCCUUCCCCCCUGGCUGCUGCCCGCGCCUCAGAGAUGCACUUCCCCAGAGGCAGGGACACUGCCUGAUCUCCCAUUUCCCCUCCCGCAUCACCUUGGCACCCGCAGAUGGAUUCAAACUCCUUGCUGAGGGGCACGGGCCGGGACAAGAGGCACUGGGCGGUCGGGGCGCGUUUCAAGUGCAAAAGUUUGCCCACGCUGAGCGGCUCGUGUUUGGGCGGCCGGGAAUCGGAGCUGAGUCCGGCCAAGAGCAGCUCGAUCGCCGCCUUCUCUGCAUCCUCCUCGGCGGUGCCCGGGAGCAGCGUGAAGCCGGUACCCGGUGCCCGGUGGAAGGGCCUGACCAGCUCGAUCCGAGGCGACUCCCGAUGCUUCCUGCUGUGUGUGUGCUGCCUGACUUUUAUCCAGUCCCUCAUGGUCUCCGGCUACCUCAGCAGUGUUAUCACCACCAUGGAGAGGAGAUACAACCUGAAAAGCUCCGAGUCCGGACUCCUGGUCAGCUGCUUCGACAUUGGCAGUUUGCUGGUGGUGGUCUUCAUCAGUUACUUCGGCGGCAGGGGGCACAGACCCCGCUGGCUGGCCGCGGGGGGGCUCCUGAUCGCCGCAGGGGCUGCCCUCUUCAGCCUGCCCCACUUCAUCUCCCCUCCGUACCAGAUCCAGGAGCUGAACACGUCCUCCUCCAACCAGGGGCUGUGCAGCGGCGCCACGGCCAACAGCAACAACACCGAGGGCUGUGUCACUAAGGACUCCUCCGGCCAUCACCACUCGCUCUACGUGACCCUAUUCGUCUGUGCUCAGUUCCUCAUCGGUGUGGGCUCGACCCCCAUCUACACCCUGGGCCCCACUUACCUGGACGAUAAUGUGAAAGCAGAGAACACAUCUUUGUACUUGGCCAUCAUGUAUGUUAUGGGAGCAUUAGGUCCUGCAGCAGGAUACCUUCUAGGGGGAGUAUUGAUUGGCUUCUACGUAGACCCCUGGACAAUAAUUCAGAUUGACCAGAGUGACCCACGCUUUAUUGGAAAUUGGUGGAGUGGAUUUUUGCUUUGUGCGAUUGCCAUGCUUUUAGUUAUAGUGCCAAUGUUCACUUUCCCCCAAAAACUACCACCUCGACACAAGACGAAAAAGAAAAUGGGCCCGGGAGAUUCAAGUAAUGAUGAUGAGAUGAUGAAAGAGAAAUCCGACAGCCGAGAACCUCGAAAGAGUACGGUUGCUUCCUCAAUGGCUUUUGGAAAGGACAUUAAAGACAUUCCCAAAGCUGCUGUCAGGAUCUUGAGCAACAUGACAUUCCUGUUUGUGAGUUUGUCAUACACAGCAGAAAGUGCCAUCGUCACCGCUUUUAUUACCUUCAUUCCCAAGUUCAUUGAAUCUCAGUUUGGCAUCCCAGCAUCUAAUGCAAGCAUUUACACUGGUGUGAUCAUUGUUCCCAGUGCUGGUGUUGGCAUUAUCCUUGGGGGCUAUAUUAUUAAAAAGCUCAAACUUGGUGCACGAGAAUCAGCAAAACUUGCCAUGAUUUGCAGUGGGGUCUCUUUAUUGUGCUUCUCUACACUCUUCAUUGUUGGCUGUGAAACCAUUAACCUCGGGGGCAUUAAUAUACCAUACACCACUGGCCCUUCACUUACAAUGGCUCACAGAAAUCUAACAGGAGGCUGCAACGUGAACUGUGCGUGCAGAACCCAUGAGUAUGAGCCUGUCUGUGGAUCGGAUGGGAUCACGUACUUCAGCCCUUGCUUAGCUGGUUGUUCAAAUGUUGUCAAUGAAAGUACAGGGAUGAAGAACUACACUGACUGUGCCUGUGUUCAAAGCCGGCAGGUGAUAACGCCCCCUACCGUCGGUCAGAGAAAUCAGCUCCGAUUGGUCAUUGUGAAAACGUAUUUGAAUGAGAAUGGCUAUGCUGUGUCUGGCAAGUGUGAACGGACGUGCAAUACACUGAUCCCUUUUCUGAUAUUUCUUUUCAUCGUCACGCUCAUCACAGCUUGUGCACAGCCAUCAGUGAUCAUAGUAACACUCAGGUCUGUAGAAGAUCAAGAGAGACCUUUUGCUCUGGGAAUGCAAUUUGUUCUGUUACGAACCCUUGCUUACAUUCCGACUCCAAUCUACUUUGGGGCUGUGAUUGAUACGACCUGCAUGCUUUGGCAACAGGAGUGUGGUGUUGUUGGCUCCUGCUGGGAAUAUGAUGUCACGUCAUUCAGAUUUGUCUACUUUGGACUGGCAGCUGGUCUCAAGUUUGUCGGCUUUAUUUUCAUCUUUGUAGCCUGGUAUUCAAUCAAACAUAAAGAAGACCAUUUGCAAAGGUGGAGACGUACAGCCUCACCCAUAAGCACUGUCAGUGAGCUGAUCAGUAACCCAGGGACCCAGCACAACUAUGCACAGACUCAGUCAUGUCCUACCUUUCAAACAAGGGCUGAAGACAAUGAAUAUCAAACACAGUCUGGAUCAGUCCAGCGCAUAGCACAGACAUUUCCUGGGACGCUCCAGGAAGCUGGAAGUUGUAAAGCCAAGAAUACACUGGACGACAUGACAGUUCAAUAUUGAGUGAAUUCAGUGCUAUGCCACCUUGGGCAUUUAGUUAUUAAACACUGAUGACGGUUUUGAAGUUUAGUUCUUUGACAAAAAAAAAUCACCCUUUGUGAAGUUUCUCCAGGUAAGCCACAGAACCUGUGCCUUUUUAAAUUUGAAAUGGUGACAUGCACCAAGCAGAUAAACCAACCACAGUGUGCAGAAGGGCCAGAUACCUCAAUGAAAUUAGAAAUCUCAGAUACCUUGUAUCUUUUUAAUCUUGUUAUGGAGUGAUCGUUUGCACUCGUGCUCUUUACAUUGGUAUUUGGAGGAAUGGGGAACAGAGACAAUUGGUGAACAUGCGGGGAGGUGAAAAUAGAAUCAGUGUAAGUGAGACAUUUUUGUUCUGAGAAUCUUCCAAAUAAUUUUCAGUUAAAUGCUAUUCUUAUCUAUUUGAGGUGACGUGUUAGAAAUCUCUGCUUGUUCAAACUGUCAGCUAUUACAGCUUCCACUGGGAAUAACUUUCUAAUAUUUUGCCGGGCAGAAAACUGCUGUUAAGGUGAGCAGGCCAUGUUAGAAACUAUCUGCCUGUCAAGUCCAUUGUGAUUCCAUAAAGGUGUGACUGGUGUUACUCAAUCAGCAAGUUGAAAACCUACCACAGUUCCUGAGUUGGGCCUGAUAAAUUGCGUGCAAUGACCAUUUUUAAUGCAAUUGUUUAAAAUCCUGAGAAACAUUUUACAAGACAUUAUAUUGUUGAAUCUUGUAAAACCAGAACCUGCUGGAAAAAUGCAAAGAAAUUCAGAGUUUGACAGUCUUGCCCUUUACUCACAAUAUUCUCUGUUUUUGUUUUCAACAUUUAUAAUGUGGACAUGUCUUGUGCCUUUGCAGGGUGGGCAGCAAGUUAAAUGUCAGGUCUUAUCAGUUUCCUCGCUUUGAUAACUCAGUAGAUGUUGUCAUAAUGACACAUUUCUGAGAAGUAGCACCUAGAUUCACAAUAAGACAUUAAUGCUAAUAAACUGUAGCAUUCGGCAUUCAUGUGGCAACAGUUGGCACUGCCAAGACAAGCUGACACUGGACACCUUCAGAAACAGUUGGGAAAAAUAAAACCUGUGGGUGCUGUAUGUAAAAUAUAAGAAGAACCUAUAAGCAUUGCAAAUGAGACAUAAAAACAAAGAACUUUGCAAGUAGAGAGCAAAUUUGUCUGCAUCUAAAAAGAAGAGGCACAAAUCUUUCAGGUCCGAGCGUUCACUUGUCCUCAAAUAUUAUCUUUUGAAUCCUGGCCUGUUUUGCAUUUUGCAUGUCUCUGUGUAUUUUACAGAAGUGGAUGUCAUGUUUUCUAUGGGAAACCAGCGAGUUACUUACUGUGAACAAGUCAAAGGAUGCUAAGUGAAAAUGGGUGCAGGUUGUUCAGCUGUGGCUAAGCUUUUCUGCUGUAUCCCACGUAUGUAACCCAUCUCAUUGAUGUCAACCCAAUGUGAGACUUACUUAAGCACAAAAGGAAUCUCUGGAGCAAGCAUUUCUGGGCUGUUCAAAUAGAUUGCUGUUUCAAGUCUGACAAGUCAGCUUGGGAAACUCAUUGGGUGCAGUCAUUGUUAUAAAGGAGGAAUCCUCCUCAUGUUUAAUAUCCACUUGGAGCCAGGAAGAAAUCUCCGUGGAGGUUGUGAUUAUUUUUUCAGCAGGGAUACUUAAAAGGGAUGUUUCCUACACAUUCCGCAAAGUUUAACAGCGGGAUGGAAUUUGCAUUCGUUCGACAGUUCUUGCAACAGAGCGGUUGGGAUGGAUGCCAGAUAAAAAUAUCAAAGGAGGCAAAUGACAGGAAAAUUGGACAUUGCUGGGGUCGAUCUGCCCAAAUAAAUCACCAUUAUUGAGGAGAUAUGUGUAUUGUGGUAGGAGGUGGGGAAUUGGGCCUCUGGGGCUCAGCUGCAUUCUCUUCUUGCCUGGGAAAUCUGGAAAUUGGUGGGAAUGGACUUGGAUUUUGGAAUUCCACAUUUUUCCCUUCCCUUCCCUCAAGGCUCCCCGUACCUGCCCCAACUCCCUGCUAACUCCUCCCAUGAGUGUCUUAUUCUAGCAUAAAAAUGGUGGCGAUUUCCACAACAUUGGGAUUGGUUGCCCAAGGCAUAGACUUGGACUCCCAAAGGCAGAAAAAGUGUAAAUGUUUGGGGAUGGGGUGGCCUGGAUUGAUACAUGAUAUCUGUAGCCUCUAGACUGGUAAGGCACUGAAGUACCCAUAAAAGUCCAUUGCCCUGAAAGUAACCCUGAAACCUGUCUGGGAUGCUACAAAUCUCUGGGGAUAUAAUGCCAAUAUGACUGCUAAGGUUAUAGCCUGGGCAUUCCCCACCGGGAGGGGGCUGGGAAGUAUCCUUAUUCACAGAGUCAUAGAGAUAUACAGCACAGAAAAAAGACCCUUCCAUCCAACAUGUCACACUGACUAGACAUUCUAAACUGAUCUAGUCCCAUUUGCCAGCAUUUGGCCCAUAUUCCCCUCAACACUUCUCAUUCAUAUACUCAUCCAGAUGCUAUUUAAAUGGUGUAAUUGUGCCAGCUUCCACCAAUGCCCCUGGCAGCUCGUUCCAUACGCACACCACCCUCCGCAUGGAAAUGUUACCUUUUAGGCCCCUUUUAAAUCUUUCCCCUCUCACCUCAAACCUAUGCCGUCUAGUUUUGGACUCCCCCACCCUGGGAAUAAGACCCCUUCGAUAUUCACCCGAUCUAUGCCCAUCAUGAUUUCAUAAACUUCUAUGAGGUCUCCCCUUAGCCUCAUAUAUUCCAGGGAAAAUAGCACCAGCCUAUUCAGCCUCUCCCUAUAGCUCAAACCCUGGCAAAAUCCUUGCAAAUCCUUUCUGUAACUUCUCAAGUUUAACAACAUCAUUCCUGUAGAAGGGCAUCCAGAAUUGCAUGCAGUAUUCUAAAAGUGGCCUCACCAAUGUCCUGUACAGCUGCAACAUGACCUCCCAACUCCUAUACUCAAUGUUCAAUUUAUUCAGGUUAGCAGCUGACACUUGCAGCACCUCCACUGGCAAUCUGUUCUUUUUAAAAGAGAAAUUUCAGGCCACUGGUUCAGAAGGUAGUGCCAGGAUGGUGUUUUGGUGCGACAGUGGUGUUGGCUGGAGUGGAUGGGGCGAUGUGGGCAAGUGAUAUUGUCUUGUGAGGGAGCCUUGCUCCUCCAGUCUCCAUUGGAAAUUCUUUUUGAUUUUGUGUUUUAAAAUUCACCACUUUUCACUGAAGGAAGCAAAGCAGAACAGUGCCAACUCCUGUUCUGCUUUAGGAUGCCUAAUUUCCCACAGGGACCCAAAAACAAAUUAUGGUCCCUUCAUUUACAUCAUACGGGGAGAGUGCAGGGAAGUGGAGUUGAAAUGCCCAUCAGCCGUGAUUAAAUGGCCUUACUUCCACUCCUAUGUCUUAUGGUCUUAAUUUAAGUAGAUUCGAGGCCAGCCAACAUAGCUCUGUUUGAACAUUUGACUGGGGAUUUAAAGGCUCCUGGUUCAAUCCAAAAUUUCAGGAGUCAGUGUGAUUGUUUAAAGUCUUGUGGCACACUGGCAGUGUCCAUGUUUCUGGGCCAUAAGUACCAGGUUCAAGUCGCACAUAAGGAUGGCAUGGCUAUGUAGGUGUGUCAGAACUCAUCCAAGCAGGUUGAUUUAAAACGAAAUGAGGUCAGACCUUAUUCCCUAAAAUUGCCACGGUUGUGCUUCAAUCAUUUCCAUAAAUAAGCUGCAGCAACAUUCAAGUCCAUCCCCUGUGUCUGGAAUAAAUACCACGUGGUCCCAGAGCCAUAUUACUGAUGAACUCUGCAAUAUUUUUACAGUGAGCAUUAACAGGUUUGAAGUAUUUUUCCAGCUAAAGUGAAUGACAUUUUCAUUGAUUUCUUAACAAUAUUUAUGAUUUGUUGACUUGAGUAAUGCACCUGUUCAUUUUAAUAUGAUUUAGACAGCUGCAUUGUGUGUUUGCAAACAAACAAGGAAACGGUUUGCCAGGAAUUAUGACUCAAAAUCAUCUUUCUUUAAACACAAAAUGCAAGAUCAGAAUUUUAUUAACUAAUGAAUAUUUUAACAAAUGGGAAUUCACAAGACCUAGAAAAGGUCAUUGUUUAUGUUAACAGUUUGGUGUGGAUAGAUUAAUGCCUUUUAUCCAUUACCUUAACCACAGCUGUCAGUGUGUUUAUUUCAAAUAGUUUGAAAUCUCUUACUGAAGAAUGUCAUUAGAACAUAAUAAAAUAUGUUACUCAUUAUUGGCUAAUAUUCCUAUAGCAGUUUCUAGUUUAGAUGAGGAUCAGCUUUGGUUUUAGUCAGAUAUUACUGAUAGAAUUGAGUAGCUAAGGUACCUAUGAAAAAAUGCGCACAACAAUAUAUCUUACAACUGUACUAAAAGUAUACACUAAGGUCAGAUUAAAAGCAAAACUCAAAUUUUGCAAGAACUGGUAUACACGUUUUUAGCCUUCUCUUGCAGCGAUUUCAGUUAAGACACUACAGUCACUCUUGAAGUAUGUCCACUGAUAAAUAUAUUUAAAACCACUAAGUAUUUUUUUUCGGUUUUGUCACUAAACAGCUGUAUUUUGUUAAUUUUUAACUUGAAUACAGAGCAAAUGAAGUAGGAUUUAAUAAGAAAUCUUGAUUGCACUUAAUAGCAGCAAAAAUAAUUGGAUCAGAACUUGUAAUAUAUUUCCAAAGUUCUUUUUAUAUAUUUGCAAUUCACUAAAUUUGUUAUAAAACAUAUCUGAUGCAGCAAACUUUGAAAUACUUGAACAUUGAAGCACUAUAUUGUAUGCAUGUUCAUCACUGUUUCAUCUGCAUGCACUUUUAAGUCUGCUUUCCUUUCCAGGAAAUGCCUGAACAUAUCGCAUACAUUAUUACACACACUGUAAUUCAUCCAAUGCAAAUGUCUCCAAUGAUUUCACAUACCCAUAGAACGAUAUUUAAAUUGUAUAAUGUCAUAUCGGUGUGGUUUCCAAAGGUGAGAUGGUUUUCAUAUUUCUAAAUUUUAGAUCUGAUCUGUUCCGUAGAAGUCAGUUGGAUGUAGUUUAGGGAAGCCCAUAGCAAGUAAUUCAGGCAAAGCAGUACAGCAAAUUAGGCUAGUGAGCUCAAAAUGUAUUUACUCCUUGCUGAGACUGUUAAUUGAAGCAAUUGUUAAUACUCACAGUUUCUGUUACAUGAUUAAUGAUCCUUUUAUUGUCAGUAUAUUUUUAAAGUUAAUUUUUACGUUCCCUUCCUUUUAAUGCUUCUCUCUGCUCUCAAACCUACAAAGUCCUCUUUGCUGUGUUAUCCUUUUCCUGUCUUUUCCAGCAUAUCAAUGAGAGAAAUCUGGCCUUUUCCUUUGAGUUCAAAAGUAUUUUAAGUAAGAAUGUAAUAACGUGAAUAAAGUGUGUGUAUAUAUUUUGACCAAUAGCACAGCCUGUCACUCAGGGCAAUCUAUUCAUGGAUAAACAUCUGACAUUAUAUCCUCUUGAGACUACAUAUUCUAUGAGCUGUGUUCAACAGAAGCUCUUUCGUACAAAUACCAUACUUAAUAAUCAAAAUAGAUAAACAAACACAGUGACAUUAUUAUGUUAAUAGAAAAUCCUAAAGUAGUUGUGCUUUUAUUGUGUGGAGAGCAGAAUGUUUGUGAUCGGAAAUUCACAAAUUAAUUUGAUCGUAUCCAGGUUGAAUGAGUGAUGGUUUGCAGUAUGAUCAAUCCCUAAAAUUAAUGCAACUCUACUAUUGUGGUCAGGUUCUAAAGUGAAAGACUGUGUAAUUAGCACUGGCGCAAAGUAGCUGCUGAAAGCAAGUGAUUACUGCUACAGAUGCUUAUUAUUAUGAGUUAUACUGUAUUUCAGAUAGCUCAUUUAAAUUACCUAGGAGCUUUUUGUAGAAUUUUUUUUUGGAAAAUAGGAUGAAAGUUAGAACACUUCACAGACUGCACUCCUUGGCCUAACAACAGAUGCCUGGGAUUAAGUAUGCCAGAAUUCCAAAGUAUCCUUUUCCACAGUUAAGAUUUUUUUGUUAGCGACCAACUUAUUUUUGCCAACUUUGCUUUGCAAAUGUUAUAUCUUCCCUGCUAUUCCAAAGGUGGUGAUUCCUUGCUAGGAUUUAAUCGGUCCUUGUUCCUGUCAGAUACAUCACCCAGUUAUUCAUGUGUGUAUAUUGGCAGUGAGCAUUGGUCCAUCACUGAACAAGUCCAGCUCAUUCUGACUUAGUAUUUUCAGCAAGAGACACGGGAUAGCAGGCAGGGCCUGGAACACUUAUCUCACUGACAGCAUUCGAUAAACUUUACUGCCUUCUUGGCUGAAAUCAGGUAAUCAAGCACACACUGUAAUCCUCAGAUAGUCACUGGAUUAAGAACAAAACGAAUAGAAGCAGUAAAGAUCUAUUGAGUGCAGGUGAAUGGAAUUCUUGUACCAUGUUUGCAGUGGGCAUUUUAACCAAACACAUACCUCUACCAGCAGCAUCAACAGCCCCCUUCCACAGGUGGGUCCAAUGGGAACAGGGAUCGACUUGUAUUUUUCAAAACAAUGUUUAAAACAAUCGCAUCAAUUGUACUGGAUGUAUAUGUGGUGUGCUUGUCACGAACAAAGAAGUGACUGAUAUAAGUCCGUUUGUUUUUGGAGUAUACUGUAGUCAAUAUUUAAGUUUUCUAAAUAAUUGGUUUAUUGAUAAUGUAUUUAUUUCAAAGACUGUAAUAAUGACUGUUGUCAAGCCUUUAAUUGCUUCCUUUUGUUAUCAGGAACAUCUGUAAACGUCAUGUUCAUUAACAACCUGUUUACAUGAAAUACUUGAUAUGUCAUCAAUAAAAUACAACUGAUCACA